Molecule: messenger RNA, 597 nt
Organism: Thamnophis sirtalis
Lineage: Eukaryota; Metazoa; Chordata; Lepidosauria; Squamata; Natricidae
Source: RefSeq, a predicted model, not a curated record
AGACGAUAUGGACGGCAUCCACAUUGUGGCCUUCGCGGAGGAGGACGACCCUGACGGUUACGAGUUCCUGGAGAUCCUGAAGGAAGUCGCCCAGGAUAACACAGACAACCCGGAUCUCAGCAUCAUCUGGAUCGAUCCCGAGGAUUUCCCACUGCUGAUCCCUUACUGGGAGAAAACCUUCGACAUCGAUUUGUCUCGGCCUCAGAUUGGCGUUGUCAACGUGACGGAUGCCGACAGCAUCUGGAUGGAGAUGGAUGACGAGGAGGAUCUUCCUUCUGCGGAGGAGCUGGAAGACUGGAUUGAGGAUGUGCUGGAAGGAGAGAUAAACACCGAAGACGAUGAUGAUGACGAUGAUGACGAUGAUGACGAUGAUGACUAAGGCCCCUCCCAUUUUUCGUGCAAGGCCGGCCCUGCCUGGAGAGCCCCACCCAUCCGGCCCUCCGGCCCCACACACAGCCGAGCCCAACAGCAGCCCACCUGGCCUGCACGGAAAGACCCCCGGCCCUAGGCAGAAAAUAUUUUUAUAUUGAUCUUAUUUACGUCCAAGGCCCCCACCGCAGUCUGACCAGGCUCCCUCCACGCAGCCCCCCCCCCUGG